AUGAGCAACACGCCGAGUGAGUAUAGAUCCACAGAGCCGAAGCACCUACUGAUUCUCCCUCCAGAGACCUACCGUUAUAACGAGGCGCCGGUAUAUACAGCCUCCAAUGGCUGUCCAGUCAUGGACCCCCAGGCUGCGCAGCGCAUUGGUCCUAAUGGCCCUCUGCUACUGCAGGAUUUCCAUUUGAUCGACCUGCUAGCACACUUCGAUCGCGAGCGUAUUCCCGAGCGCGUGGUGCAUGCCAAGGGUGCUGGCGCCUACGGUGAAUUCGAGGUCACCGAUGAUAUCAGCGACAUUACCACCAUCGACAUGCUCAAGGGUGUUGGCAAAAAGACCAAGAUGCUCACUCGGUUUUCGACCGUUGGAGGUGAGAAGGGAUCGCCUGACAGUGCCCGGGAUCCCCGGGGCUUUGCCAUGAAGUUCUACACUGAGGAGGGUAACUGGGAUUGGGUCUUCAACAACACCCCGAUCUUCUUUCUGCGCGACCCUGCCAAGUUCCCUAUCUUCAUCCACACUCAGAAGCGCAACCCGCAGACCAACUUGAAGGAUGCUACCAUGUUCUGGGACUAUCUGUCCACCCAUCACGAAUCCGUCCACCAGCUGAUGCACCUGUUCAGUGACCGUGGUACUCCUUAUUCAUACCGCCACAUGAACGGCUACUCCGGUCACACUUACAAGUGGAUCAAACCCGACGGGACCUUCAACUACGUCCAGAUUCAUUGCAAGACCGAUCAGGGCAACAAGACCCUCAACAACGACGAGGCUGCUAAGUUAUCCGCCGAGAACCCAGACUGGCACACCCAGGAUCUCUUCAACGCCAUUCAGCGCGGCGAGAAUCCCUCCUGGACCUGCUAUGUGCAAACCCUCAGCCCCGAACAAGCCGAGAAGUUUCGCUGGAACGUCUUCGACCUAACCAAGGUCUGGCCCCAGAAGGACGUUCCCCUCCGUCGCUUCGGGCGCUUCACGCUGAACGAGAACCCGCAAAACUACUUCGCGGAGAUCGAGCAAGCCGCCUUCUCCCCCUCCCACAUGGUCCCUGGCGCCGAGCCCUCCGCCGACCCCGUCCUCCAGAGCCGCCUCUUCUCCUACCCGGACACCCACCGCCACCGUCUGGUCGGCAACUACGAGCAGAUCCCCGUCAACUGCCCCCUGAAGGCCUUCAAUCCCACCCACCGUGAUGGUGCCAUGAACGUCAACGGAAACUACGGCGCCAACCCCAAUUAUCCCUCCACCUUCCGCCCGCUCGCGUACCAGCCCGUCCCGGCUAGCCAGAAGCACGAGCAGUGGACCGGCGCCGUUCUCGCCGAGCAGUACCCCGUUACCUCGGAGGACUACGUCCAAGCCAAUGAUCUCUGGCAGGUCCUUGGCCGGACUCCCGACCAGCAGGAGAAUUUUGUCGGUAAUCUCUCCGGCCACCUCUGUGGGGCGGAGGAGCGUGUCCGCAAGGCCACCUACGAGAUGUUCCGUCGCGUCAAUGCUGACCUAGGUGCCCGUAUCCAGUCCGCCACUGAGGCGAAUGUAUCUGGUGCGCCGUCGGCACGACUAUAG
This is a messenger RNA of Penicillium olsonii, 1548 nucleotides long. The record is from the annotation of a GenBank genome assembly. NCBI's taxonomy places the organism in Eukaryota, Fungi, Ascomycota, Eurotiomycetes, Eurotiales, Aspergillaceae.